AUGUCGAUCAAAACGCAACUUGCGGCAACCUACAGGGAGCUGUUCACAUACCAUUGCUAUGGUCUGGGGGUUGCGGCCCUAUUGAACAUUCUAGCACAUUUGUUCACACACUGGAGCAUCCGAUUUCGUGCAUUCGUGUCAACGAGCAAUGUCUCCGACAUCGAUGACGCCGAGGUCGUCCUUGUGGUGCCAGUCCGGUUCAAUGGGAGCACGGAACUGGUGCCGCUCGACCGCAAAUAUGUGAAAGAAGGGCUGAUGGAGGUGGAGGAGCUCAGCUUCGACUUCCGGCGCCAGCGCUUCGUGUACAACCCCGCAGCACACGCUUUUGAAAAGCUGCGCUUUCCGGAUAAGGAGACGUUUGAGACGUACGGCAAGGCCAGCGGGCACGGCACCGAGGCGAAGCAGCUGGCAGCGUUUGACCGGUACGGCCUCAACCGGGUGGAUGUGCCGCUACCCGCCUUCUCAGCACUAAUGAAGGAGCACCUGGUGGCGCCGUUUUUCGUGUUCCAGGUGUUUUGCGUGAUGCUGUGGAUGCUGGACGAGUACUUUUAUUACUCGCUCUUCACGCUGUUCAUGCUGGUCACAUUCGAGAGCACGGUGGUGGGUCAGCGGCUCCGGAACCUCAAGGAGCUCAGAUCGCUGCAGACCCCCAAGCAAAACAUUUACGUAUAUAGGUGCGGCAAAUGGGAGCAGAUGCCGGGCGAUGCGCUGCUGCCUGGAGACGUCAUCUCCAUUGGCAGGCCUCUCUCAGACACGACCUCUGCCGGCGGCGACAAGGUGGUUCCCGCGGACUGUUUGCUGGUGGCUGGUAGCUGCAUCGCGGAGGAGGCGGUGCUGACGGGCGAGUCCACACCGCAGUGGAAGUCCAACAUUGGCGACCAGCUGUUGAGCGAGUCCACUGCAAAGCAGCGGUUGUCAUCCAAGCAACACAAGCAUCACAUCCUGUUUGGAGGCACCAAGAUCCUGCAGCACACCGGCGACAAGAAUGCGCGCAUUCGCACACCUGACGGCGGCUGCCUGGCUGUGGUUCUGCGCACCGGCUUUGAGACCGCGCAAGGCCGCCUGAUGCGCACCAUCCUCUUCUCCACAGAGCGCGUGACAGCCAACAACGCAGAGGCCGGUCUCUUCAUUGCGUUCCUGCUGCUCUUUGCAUUGUCAGCCGCCUACUAUGUGCUCGUCAACGGACUGCAGGAUCCAACCCGCAGUCGCUUCAAGCUCAUUCUGAACUGCAUUAUGAUCGUCACCUCCGUCAUCCCGCCUGAGCUGCCCAUGGAGCUGUCCCUGGCGGUAAACGCAUCGCUGCUUGCCCUGGCCAGGAAGAAAGUCUUUUGCACGGAGCCCUUCCGCAUCCCCUUUGCGGGCAAGGUGGAGGUGUGCUGCUUUGACAAGACGGGCACUCUCACCAGCGACCACCUGCUACUGGAGGGCCUGGUAGGGGAUCCCGAGCCGCGACCGCCGCCGCCGCCCGGCAGUUCCCCUGCCAGGGAGGGCGGCGGCAGUGAGGGGGGAUCCCGCGGGGCCGGCAAGGGCAAGGACAGGGAGCGCCGCGUCACGUUCAGGGAGGCGCCUGAGGAGCUGGUCCCCGACGGCGAGGCAGGGGCCAACAAGGGGCCCGACGAGGACGAGCUGGCGGACCCAGCCCUAGUCAAAGACCCCAGGCGCUUUGGUCCGCGCGCUACGCUGGUGCUGGCAGCCUGCCACAGCUUGGUGCAGGUGGCGACGGGGGAGAGCGGGGGUUCUGCGGGAGGAGGGAGUUCGGUGGCAACGGAGGUGGUGGGAGAUCCGCUUGAAAAGGCGGCCCUGGAGUCCGUGGGCUGGACCUUCGUGGGCAGCAACGGCGGUGCUGACGUCUCCCUCAGCCCCGAGAAACUUGUACGUGCGACCCUGCUCCACCGCUUCCACUUCUCCUCCCAUCUCAAGCGCAUGUCCGCCAUGCUGCGUGUCGAAGAUGAUACGCCGGGUCUUAGCGGUUCCUCGCCGUACUCGUACGGCGGCGCAACAGCGGCGGCGCAAUCCGCCACUGCCAGUGGCGGUGGUGCUUCCGGACCGCAGCACGUGGUGGUCGCUAAGGGAGCUCCGGAGGUGCUCAAGGGGUUGUUAGCCUCCGUACCUCCUGACUACGACAGCCAGUACAAACGUUAUGCCGCGGAGGGGGCCCGUGUAAUUGCCCUGGCGCAUAAGGCCCUUCCGGCGGAUCUGGACGCGGCAACGCUGCGGUCUAUGCCCCGGGAGGCUGUCGAGUCGAAGUUGAAUUUCGUGGGCUUCGCCAUCUUCCAAUGCCCUCUCAAACCGGAAAGCGAGCCCGCCCUGGCCGCCCUGGCCGCCUCCUCGCACCAGCUGGUCAUGAUCACGGGCGAUGCGCCGCUCACGGCCUGCUACGCGGCGUCGCGGGUGCACAUCGUGACUCGCCCGGUGCUGGUGCUGGGCCACGUGGAGGAGGACAAGGGGCACGCGGGCGGGGACACUCAGGGUGCCAAGGAGGCGGGCACGGAGGACGACAGCGCCUUCUGCUGGUCCUCCCCGGAUGAGUCCGUACGGCUGCCGUUCAGCCGUGACUGGGACGACAUGCUGCGGGUUGCGUCCGAGUACGACUUGGCGGUGUCGGGCGACGCCCUGGCGCACGCGACCGCCGUGGGUGUGGCGUCUCAGCUCAUUCCGCUGUGCCAGGUGUUUGCGCGCGUGUCGCCCGACCAGAAGGAGCUGGUGGUCAACACGCUGCGAGCACAAGGCUUUGUGACGCUCAUGUGCGGUGACGGCACCAACGACGUGGGCGGACUCAAGGCGGCCCAUGUGGGCGUUGCGCUGCUGAGUGCGAGCGAGUCCGCCGCAAAAAGAGCCGCAGCUAAGAAGGCAGCGAACAAGAAGGAUGGCAAGGCGGUAGCGACAACGGCGUCGGGGGCAGGAGGACCCCGGGGCAAGGCAGCGCCGGGUACCGGCCCGGGUGGCAAGCGCACCGCCGGCCAGGAGUUGCUGGCUCGCGCCCGUGCCGCCAACCAGCCGAUCACGCCACGCAUGGAGGCCAUGGCACGCAUGAUGGACAACAUGGAAAACUCGGCCAUGAGCGGCAUGGACGGCGACAUGCCCAUGCUCAAGCCGGGGGAUGCCUCCAUGGCGUCGCCCUUCACUGCAAAGGCCGUCUCGGUGCUGCCCUGCACGGACAUUAUCAAGCAGGGCAGGUGUACCCUAGUGACCACGGUUCAGAUGUUCAAGAUCCUGGGCCUUACGUGUCUCUCCACCGCCUACAGCCUCAGUGUGCUAUACCUACAGGGCGUCAAGCUGAGUGACACGCAGGCUACUGUCAGCGGUAUGCUCUCUGCCGCCCAGUUCCUGUUCAUCAGCCAGGCAAAGCCCCUCGAGACGAUGAGCCCCGUGCGGCCGCAUCCCACCAUCUUCAACCCUUACUUCUUCGGCUCGCUGCUGGGGCAGUUCGGAGUGCAUCUGGGUCUGCUGAUUUACUUUUACCGGUUGUCCCUGGGGUCCAUGCCGGAUUCGGAGCGGCUGUCGUCCGAGUCCGAGUUCAAACCCAAUUUGGUCAACACGGUGUGCUACCUGGUGCAGGCCGUGGUGCAGAUGAUGACGUUUGCGGUCAACUACGUGGGGCAUCCCUUCAACACCUCCAUCGUAGAGAACCGGAACCUGUUCAACAGCCUGCGCAUCUCCGCGGCGUUCCUGUUUGUUGUGGCAGCGGAGCUGGUACCAGGCCUGAACAGCAGCUUUGGCAUGGUGCCCAUACCUCACCACAUCAAGGUGCAGCUGGUGGGGCUGUCCUUUGGCGCCUUCCUGCUCACCUGGCACCUGGAGCGCAUCCUGCGAGCGCUCUUCCCCGCGCCCGUGCCUCCACCCAAGGGCUAUCAGAGCUACACUGCUGACCUGCGGCGCUUAGGCCUCACGGAGGGGGCGGCAGAGAAGAAGAACAAGUAG
This is a messenger RNA of Volvox carteri f. nagariensis, 3921 nucleotides long. RefSeq lists its product as uncharacterized. Gene Ontology annotation, molecular function: P-type ion transporter activity; ATP binding; ATP hydrolysis activity. The coding region runs from base 1 to 3921 and encodes 1306 amino acids. Gene Ontology annotation, cellular component: endoplasmic reticulum membrane. Gene Ontology annotation, biological process: intracellular calcium ion homeostasis. The record is from RefSeq and is a predicted model, not a curated record. Lineage: Eukaryota; Viridiplantae; Chlorophyta; Chlorophyceae; Chlamydomonadales; Volvocaceae. The transcript is spliced from 25 exons.